Molecule: messenger RNA, 3799 nt
Organism: Melanotaenia boesemani (Boeseman's rainbowfish)
Lineage: Eukaryota; Metazoa; Chordata; Actinopteri; Atheriniformes; Melanotaeniidae
Gene: atad1a
Product: ATPase family AAA domain containing 1a
Exons: 10
Coding region: 138-1283 (381 amino acids)
Cellular component (GO): mitochondrial outer membrane
Molecular function (GO): ATP hydrolysis activity; ATP binding
Source: RefSeq, a predicted model, not a curated record
UAUCUCCUGGGACUCGCUUCUGCAGUACAGGAGGAUUAAAGCUUUUUAUGAAGCAUUUUUGCUGCCCAAGAUGUGUGCAGUAGCAGCUUGUGCCAUUUUCCACAACAAAGCCAAUGGACUAACAUCAGCCAGCAGAUAUGCUGUUGAAAGAUCUUCCCAGAGAGGCCCUGAUGCGGCCAUUGUCCAGGAAUGAGGUACUGGGCAUGUUGGUGAGGCUGACCAUCUUUGGUGCAGCCACAUACUACAGCAUCAAAUGGGUGGUAGAAGCAAUGGACCCUACCUCUAAACAGAAAAGUCAAGCCAAGAAAAGGGCAGAACAGCUGAUGAAAAGGAUAGGUGUUGAAGGGGUCAAACUAACAGAAUAUGAGAUGAAUAUUGCAUCUCACCUUGUUGAUCCGCAGACUAUGAAGGUGUCUUGGAGAGAUAUUGCAGGUUUGGAUGAGGUCAUAUAUGAGCUGCAAGACACAGUUAUUCUGCCUUUUCAAAAGAGACAUCUUUUACCUGAAUCCAAACUCUUCCAGCCACCUAAAGGUGUUUUAUUGUUUGGUCCUCCGGGAUGUGGGAAGACCAUGAUUGCCAAGGCAACAGCCAAAGCCUCAGGUUGCAAGUUUAUUAACCUUCAGGCCUCCACUCUGACAGACAUGUGGUAUGGUGAAUCCCAGAAGCUGACUGCUGCAGUCUUCUCUUUAGCUGUCAAAAUUCAGCCUUGUAUUGUCUUCAUUGAUGAAAUUGAGUCAUUUCUGAGAAACCGCUCCAGCUUGGAUCAUGAGGCCACAGCCAUGAUGAAAGCCCAGUUCAUGAGCCUGUGGGAUGGACUUGACACCUCUUUAAGCACCCAGGUGAUGGUGAUGGGAGCUACAAACAGGCCACAAGAUGUGGAUCCAGCUAUUCUGCGCCGGAUGCCAGCCACAUUUCACGUUGGCCUUCCAAACAUGAGGCAGAGACAAGACAUCCUGAAGCUGAUUUUAUCAGGAGAAAAUCUGAGUAAUGCUAUUAAUCUGAGGGAGAUUGCAGAGAAGACAGAAGGCUACUCUGGCAGCGACCUCAGAGAGCUUUGCCGCGAUGCAGCCAUGUACCGUGUCCGGGACUACGUCCGCAAGGAACAGAUGAGGCAGAUUGCACAGCAGCUACAGGACCGCCUAGAGGAGGACAAGCCUGUGGAUGAGGAGCUGUUGCGGCCGGUCACCCAGCUGGACCUCCUCUUCGGCUUGGACAAGAUGAAGGAAUCCAAACAGGCCACAGCCUGCAUGUUAACCAGCGUGUCAGAGGUUCCUCUGGACUGACCACCACUGAAGGGACACGUUUUUUUCUCCUCUUUUAUCAGUGUGUUCUGAUUCUCCAAGCAGAGACUUGGCUAAAUUAUGAGAAGUACUAUUGGAAAAGCCAGCAGACAACCGUUAAUGUUCUUCAGCUAACAGAGUUUUUCUGAGCAUGCUCAUUUUCAACACAGCCCUGUUUGCAUGAGUACAGGGAUCCAUACUGGCUGCUGACAUGCUCCACUGGACAACUGUCAGGGUCUUGCUCAAGAGCACUGUCACUAUUUGUUUCAAGGAGCCAUUAAACUUAACAAUUCAUGAUUGCACAAAUUAUGCAAACUGCUAAAAGAUCUCAUCCGCCAGCCAACAACUGACAUACACAUGAUGAGGACCUGCGAGGUUGCGUGACUGAAGGGACUCUGGUAAUCACUGCAAGUGUAUGGACUGAAUCAUUUUGGGCAUUUUAGAGGAAAUGAUUUGCCUAAUCCCGCUGCUCCCAAAUCUCCCAUCAUAUUCUCUGCAACAGUUGGAUGAUACCAAACUUCUCUUUAUCCAGUAAUAGUUUAGCAAAAACUAACUGUUUAGGAACGUCACAAAUCAUUAAAAAAAUCUGUGUAUAUAAAAUACUCUCUUUAAACAUAAGAUUUAAAUUUGUCUUCGCUCAGCUUCAUUCCCACUUUAUGCUCCUUCCUCUAGACCCGGUACUGAGAGUUGCUGUCUUCUCGCUGAUGUAGUGCUUGUACUUCUUAAACAUUUAAUGUCAUCAGUAUUUUUUCUCUGGGGCUGAAAAGCACUCGUUUUUUUUUCGUUUUUUUUUGGUAGCUUCUUUUGGGGGGCUGAUGUAAGGUUGUAAAUCUGCAUACAGUACUAAAUGUGUAAAAUUGCUGCUCCCGAGGAGCAUUAUGUCAGAAUGUUUUUUUUGAAAAUACAACAUAUAGCUGGUAAAUGUUUGUUAUUAGACCUAAAGACUUAUUAGCAGAAAAGCACAGCACAUCAGGCCAAAUUAAACAUUUAAUAUCAGACCUGUUAUUGUAAUAUUAACAAAUUCUAAUGAAAAAAGUAGUGCUUUGUGGUGGAAUGUAGACCGUUUUAUAAGCAAGCAAAACUUAAGUUCAGAUGUUGUGCUGCAGUGCAGUUAUUUUUAGAGGUAUAAGCAGAUGCAGAUGUAUUGUCAUGUGCAAAGAAGGUUUCCACUUGAAACACGGUCAGAAAAAUGCAUGCCGUGGGCAGCAGUACAACAGACCUUUAAAUCUUUUCAUUUAAGUAAUGGCUAUUAAUUACUGAAUAGCUGUAAAGAAAAAUGCUUACCUGGCUUAUCACUACACAGUAAAAACGACAUUUUAGGGGAGACUUUAUGUUAAGACUUUGAAAAGAAACAGCUAAUAUGUCCUCAUGUGAAAAUGUGCCAGUGUUUUUAAUCAGAAGUUGCUGUCAUUUUCAUUUAUCAUUGUCAUUGAAACCCAUAGUUUUACUGUCAGUGUUUCACUGAUGAACUUUUCAUGCAUCAAUCAAAAGCUGACAGCAAUUGUCCUCACUGCAGCACACGUCGGCUCAUUUUGAGCAAGCAUGCCUUUCAAAUCCAUAUGCUUUCAAUCAGCUGUCGGUCAGGAGUUGUGGUGACUUGUUUUUUUAUUUUAUUAUUUUUAUUAUUUUAAAAUCCUCCCUGUUGUAUGAAAAUCCUGAUUGUGUGAGAUGUACUAGCAGCAUGCACCCGUUUGUCCCCCAUGUUCGUCAUCCACCAUGUAGUGGCACUGUUGCUUCAGUAUCACUAAGAGGCAGUCGUUACAAAUUGCUUUUAUUUAGAGCCUUUUUAUUGGAUUAUGUUGAAAAACAGAGAACCCGCAUACUGGGUCGUUUCUCUUUUAUUGGUUUAUCCAUUGAUGUUUAGACAUCGGUUGCUCUUCAUUAAAGAACCUCAGGUGAUUGUUAAAGGUCAGAAUGUUGCUAUUUAAUCUAAUGCUGCUUUCAGGUCUGUGUUACCUUUCUUGGAGGAAGGUAACGCAUGUGUAAAUGUUCUCUACUAAUGCAAUAUCACUCUUAAGGUCCCUCAUCAGUAGUGUGGCAUUGAAAUGUUGCGUACUGUGUGUGUGUUUAACAGGAAAUAUAAAAUAUCUACUGUAUUUAUUAAAUUACAUCAAACAAAAAUUGCUCUUAUUUUUAACUAACUUAGCUGUUUCAGCAUGGACUACAACCUGUUUUUUUUUGUCCCUUUGUUAGCCUGACAACCUCAUAUUUGCUAAUAUAAAGUCCUCCUGAUUUCAGGCGCGAUAGUUUUAAUGCUCAAGUUAAUGUAAAUUAUUGAAAUGGAUAUCUCACUUAUGGCUUAUUAUAGCACAAGAUCAGAUAAUAUAAUCACAGUAUGUAAAGAACAAUAAAAUCAGUCAAAUUCUUCCCUCUUUAUUGUAAAUCUAGUCUCAUAUUUUUGUUAAUGAAUUGCAGUAAAAAGAGUCUAAACAUAAAAUGUGUUCAAAAGUAAACAAAUGAUACAGGGAGAAACAUUUGCUGUCAGUCCAAUGCCAGCUGAACUAAAAUGACUUGAAAUA